AUGGAGUAACAAGAUGCAUCAUCAAUUGCAUAAAAUAACUUGACUGGACUGGCAACAGUGCAUGGAGCAAACGAGCAGAACAAAUUACUAUCAAAGUUGAGUGAAUAAAGCAGUCCAAUGAAAACUGAUACUCACAUAAAUCCGAAUAAAGAAAUUUAUUCAGAGGAGGAAAUGAGGAACUUUACAAAAAGAGGAAUAAUUUCAUUGAUUGGAGGUGUAAUUCUACACAUAGAGUUGGGAACAUUUUAUGUUUGGGGUUCAAUCAGUCCUUAUGUUUGUGCUUGGAUGAGAGAGAAAGACAAGGAUGUCACACUAAAUUUCAUGGCUAUCAUCUUUCCAAUCCUUGGAAUCAUCACAAUGUCAGUCCUCUCAUUUGGUAUAAAGAUAGCUGAGAAAAUUGGAUUUAAAGUGACAAUAGGUAUAGGUUCAUUUACUAUUGCAUUGGCUUUCCUGAUUAUAUCAUUUAUCCAACAGAUAGGAGGAUUUAUAGCAGUGUAUUGCAUAAUGGUUGGCAUUUCUGGGGGUUUAUUAUAUAUGCUACCAAUAAUUUGUGGAUGGAGAUACUUCCCUAACCGAAGAGGUUUAGUAUCAGGAAUGACAAUUGGUGGUUAUGGAUUUGGAUCAUUCAUCUUCAAUUUCGUAUGCAAAGCAGUAGCAAAUCCCAACAAUUUGAAGCCAUCAGUAAUAGAAGUGGAGGAUGGCAAAGAUGUGAAAUACUUCGACAGUGAAGUAGGAGACAAAGUUCCAUUGAUGUUGUAAGUUCUUGCUGCAAGCUAUUUUGGAUUGGGAAUUAUAGCAACAAUAAUGGUUAGAUACCCAGCUGAAAUUGAUCCAGAUAAAAUGUUGGCUACCUUAGAGGCUGAAGAAAAGAAGAAAAGAAAAGAAGGAGCUCCUGCCCCUCCUCCUCCAGUUUUACCAGCUCAUAAAGAAUGUGUUGAAAUUAAACGAGGAAUGAAACAUCCGUCCUUUGUGAUUCUCCAAUUAAUUGUAUUGAUGUCCUGUACUUUUGGUAUGUUGAUAUCUAAUUGCUAUAAAUACUACGGAUUAGAGUUGGGAAUAGAUGAUGCUACGUUAACAGCUACUGGUUCAGUUGCAGGAGUUAUGAAUGGAUCAUCGAGAUUCUUCUGGGCAACUCUAACAGAUAAGACUUCAUACAAAUUUACAUUUACUCUCAUCUCUAUUCUCAAUCUCAUCACAACUGCCAUAUUGCCAUACAAUAAAGAUGGAAUUGGCUAUCUCUUACUGAUUGCUGUAGUCUAUCUUGCAGAAGGUGGACUAUUGGCUACUUAUCCAGUUAUAUGUGCUAAAAUCUAUGGAAAGAAAAUUGGAGGUCUCAUGUACGGGUUCAUGUUCUUCUUUGUUGGAGUAGCUAAUAUGAUUGGAUACAUACUAUAUGCUUUUGCAAGAAAGAAAAUCAAAUGGGAAGGAGUGUUUUGGAUUUGUUUCGCAUUGAAUGUCAUCGGAAUCAUAUUGGGUUUGGUUCUUAAGGAAGUGGGCUAUGAUUGGAGAGAUUAGGCAGUGAUCGAUGCAGAGAAGGAAAAGGAGAAGGAAUUACAAAACAAAGGACAAUUGGCUGCAUUCUAAAAUUGAAUUAAUAUAAUUUUUGGCUUCUUUAUAUUUAAGACUUUGGUUUUAACUAA
Messenger RNA from Paramecium tetraurelia, 1640 nucleotides. RefSeq lists its product as uncharacterized. Gene Ontology annotation, molecular function: transmembrane transporter activity. The record is from RefSeq and is a predicted model, not a curated record. NCBI's taxonomy places the organism in Eukaryota, Ciliophora, Oligohymenophorea, Peniculida, Parameciidae. The transcript has 3 exons. Gene Ontology annotation, biological process: transmembrane transport.